UAUGAGGAUGUGGCCUAGAGCUUAUAAGCAAAAGAAACUAUUGACAUGUUGCUGGACAAUCACCUGAUUUCAGGCACCAUUACGACGUCAUGCAAUAUCCGGGAAUCGGAUUUAGAGGAAAAGUGUGUAUUGAUCGUCGCUCUCAGGGGUCCUUCAUUCAGGGGUUCCAGGAACGGAAACCGACAUUCGGGACGGCGCGCUCACCCGGAAACAAGGGGUAAAGAUCAUGAUCCCCCCACGAUCUACAACAACCUCGUGAUAGGGUGGUGGUUGGAGGAUUGGAUUGUCUCGGCGAUGAAUCCAGGUGGACUUCAAGACAAGAUGAGACUUGUAGAUAUGAAAGAGGCCUGACCUCCAGCCGGAAGAGAGGACUAGUUCAUGGACACAUCAGCUUUAUAUCCAACUCAAAGAUGGACCCUGACUCACCAGCAACCAAACGACGUCGGAUCGAAGACACAGGGUCCAACUCGGCGGAGUUUCAACACCAAAGCCAGCAUCACAACACCAAUGCCAAGACAGCCAAGACUGACCUUGAACCUCCAUCUACCAGUGGCGCCUCCAGCGGAGACUUUCGGUACACCGCUUCCCCAAACCCUACAACCAUGACAAUAUCGUCGCCAAUCAGGUUCCAAGACUUUUUAACCGAGACAACUGGCGAGACACGGCGCCCGGAAGAGUCCGAGGGGCCUGGACCUAACAAAACUGAAGCUGAGGAAGACGUCAACGUCAGAGAGCGCCACAACAGCAUUGGGAGGAGAUAUCGAAACAAACUCAACGAGCAGUUUGAUAAUUUGCAGGCACUCUUGUCACAGCAGAGCCGAGACGGGGAAGAUGACAAUGGAGACAGGGAGUCCCAAGAGCCAGACGAUGACAGCAACAACAACAACAACACCACCACCAGGGACUCCAGCUCUUCACCAACUCUUGUCAAGAAAUGCCGAAAGGGACGGGGUAUCAACAAGGCCAGUUUGCUGGAGAUGGCCAAAGUCCGGAUUGAGACGCUCACGGAGCAAAGAGAGAUGUUGAUAGCCGAGGUAGAACAGCUGGAGAAGGAGUUAGCGGAGGAGGGAGCGAAGAAAGCAGGUGGAAGACAUGACACUUGCUGAUGUAAUUAAUCCCAGAUAGAGCCUUUCAGUUCUUUCCCCCCAAAGCAACAAUAACGAGAAACCGAUUCCAACAGACAGGCACGCAGGCCAUAAAUCCCACCAGCACUAAAUGCUCCAAUCA
Molecule: messenger RNA, 1227 nt
Organism: Neurospora tetraspora
Lineage: Eukaryota; Fungi; Ascomycota; Sordariomycetes; Sordariales; Sordariaceae
Exons: 1
Coding region: 411-1106 (231 amino acids)
Molecular function (GO): protein dimerization activity
Source: RefSeq, a predicted model, not a curated record